AGAAAUUUGAAGAGAGACGUUGUUCUCCACCAGGAUGUCUAUGAAAUGGAUUUCAGUUCCUCUGCUGCUACAGCUGGCUUAUUACUUCAGCUCUGGGAGCUGCGGAAAGGUGCUGGUGUGGCCCACAGAAUACAGCCACUGGAUCAACAUAAAGGCAAUGCUGGAUGAACUUGCCCAGAGAGGCCAUGAAGUGGUUGUUCUGGCAUCUUCAGCCUCCAUUCUUGUUGAUCCCAUCAAAUCACCUGCUAUUAAAUUUGAGAUUUUCCCUACAUCUUUAACCAAGGUUGAAUUUGAGGAUUUAUUUGGACAAAUGGUCAGUAGAUGGACAUAUGACCUUCCAAAAGAUACAUUUUGGACAUAUUUUUCACUAAUGCAAGAAAUUGGGUUAAAAUAUAGUGAUUGUAUUGAAAAGCUCUGUAGAGAUGUAGUUUUAAACAGACAAUUUAUGACAAGGCUGCAAGAAUCAAGGUUUGAUGUCGUUCUUGCGGAUGCCAUUGGACCCUGCGCUGAGCUGCUGGCUCAGCUACUCAACAUACCUUUAGUGUACACCCUCCGCUUCUCUCCUGGCUAUGAAUUUGAAAAGUACGGUGGAGGACUUUCUUUACCUGCAUCCUAUGUACCUAUUAUUUUGUCAGAAUUAAGUGAUAAAAUGACUUUCAAAGAGAGGGUGAAAAAUAUGAUAUAUGUGCUUUAUUUUGACUUUUGGUUCCAAGUAUUUAAUGAGAAGAGGUGGAAUCACUUUUACAGCGAA
Messenger RNA from Manis javanica (Malayan pangolin), 751 nucleotides. NCBI's taxonomy places the organism in Eukaryota, Metazoa, Chordata, Mammalia, Pholidota, Manidae. The record is from RefSeq and is a predicted model, not a curated record.